ACAAAAAUCAUCCAUGAAGCUUCAUGCCAUCAAUGAAGGAAAAAUACAACUUUUCACAAGAAGAAAGACCUCAUCAAAGAUAGCCCAUAUUGUAGCCCUAACUCUAAUUGUCACCAUUGUCCCUAUAUAUUAUCCUUACAUUCGUUACAUUAUUCUUGAAAAACCAACUUCAAUAUCUUCAUCUUCGAAUGAUAUUUUACAAGAUCAAUCCACAACUCUUUCCCAUCACCAUCCUCUAUAUCGUAGCCAUCUUUUACCCGCGACACAUAAAGGAGAGAAUGAUCAAAAUGUGGUGGUACCAAUCUUGGAGAAUAAGGAAACCCGUAAGAGGGAUAAGAGGAAAAGAGGGACGAAGAAAAAGAGGCGUCGAGAGGUGGUAUUAGAGCCUCCAAGAGGUGUUGAUGGUGGUGGUAAUUAUAAUACUAACAAGUCUUGUGAUUUAUUUUCGGGUGAAUGGGUUGAAAACGACGAGGGGCCUUAUUACACGAAUGAGACGUGUUGGGCUAUACAAGAGCAUCAAAAUUGUAUGAAAUUUGGGAGACCAGAUAGGGAUUUCUUGAAAUGGAGAUGGAAACCUUAUAAUUGUGAAUUGCCGGUUUUUGAUCCAUGGCGAUUUCUUGAGAUGAUGAGGGGGAAGUCUCUUGCAUUUGUUGGUGAUUCUGUAUCAAGAAAUCAUAUGCAAUCUCUUCUUUGCCUAUUAUCAAGGGUUACAUAUCCGAAUGAUGUUUCAAACUCAAGUGACCAAAAUUACAAAAGCUACGAGUACCCAGACUACAACUUCAACAUUUCGAUUUUUUGGUCACCUUAUUUAGUGAACACAGAAAGAACGGACCAGCUAGAUAUAACACAGCCAUUCAAACUCUACCUCGACGAAUUUGACGAAUCUUGGACAUCCCACAUUGAAAACUUCAACUAUGUCAUCAUCUCUUCGGGUCAAUGGUUUUUUCGACCCACGUUAUUCUAUUCAAACCGUGUAAUAAUUGGUUGUCUUUAUUGCUCUGAAAGCACUAUUCACCACCGCUCUGCCUUCUUCAGCUACAGGAGGGCAUGGCGAAGUGCUUUCAGAGCAAUAAAUAGCUUGAAGAAUUUUAAGGGGAUUGUUUUUUUGAGAUCUUUUGUACCAUCACAUUUUGAAGGUGGACAUUGGGAUAAAGGUGGGGAUUGUGUAAGAACAAAGCCUUUUAAGAGCAAUGAAACUGUGAUGGCAGAUUAUAAUUUGGAAAUGUACAACACUCAAUUGCAAGAGUACAAGAUUGGAGAGCGUGAAGGUAGAAGAAAAGGUAUUAAAUUUAAGUUUAUGGACAUGACCCAAGUUAUGCAAUUGAGACCAGAUGGACACCCUAGCAAAUAUGGUCAUGGGCCUUUCCAAAAUGUGACCAUGGCUAAUGACUGUGUCCAUUGGUGCUUGCCUGGUCCAAUUGAUGCUUGGAAUGAUUUUUUGGUGGAGUUAAUAAAAAGGGAGGAGGAUAAUAGAUAGUAUUAUGUGCAUUGAUAUUGAUAAUUUGUACAUUAUGAAGGAAAGUUUAUAAUGUAAAUUCAUCAUAGUUGGGCUUAAUUAACAUUGA
Molecule: messenger RNA, 1565 nt
Organism: Erigeron canadensis
Lineage: Eukaryota; Viridiplantae; Streptophyta; Magnoliopsida; Asterales; Asteraceae
Product: protein trichome birefringence-like 19
Exons: 2
Coding region: 14-1477 (487 amino acids)
Cellular component (GO): Golgi apparatus
Molecular function (GO): O-acetyltransferase activity
Source: RefSeq, a predicted model, not a curated record